AUGAAUGUCGAUCUACUGUAUCUUCCAACUACUGUCAGUUCUCGGGAUGUUACGAAAGAGCUUUCGAAGGUCCUUCAUUCGCCAGAAUUUCAUCGAAUCGAUAAUGGGCGCCUUUUCAACUUCAAGGUGAUAUUGAACUUGAACGAAAAAAUGGGCGUGCGCAAUAAUGGAACGGGCAUGGUACAGCUUCCAACAAAGGAGAUCGGAAACAAAUUCUACAAUUGGGCAAAGGCGACACCCAUACGGAUACAGGGAAAGAAGAUUAGGGUGGGCCGGAUACGUGAUUUAGCUCCCGAGGAUGCUUGGGCCUUGCAACGAACACCUUUCAUCGACCCGGCGCUCGAUGAUGAGUAUGAAGACAAGUGCCGACAGUUGCAGGGUCAAAUUAGGGUGGAUGCCGUUCAGUUUGGCGUACUUCAUUAUCCAUCAUACCCAACAUCAUCACCUAAUUCGCCGGCGGCACUGCGCGAGUAUUCCGUCGAGUGGGAAAGCGAAUGCACUGCAUGGUUGACUUUUGAAUAUGCGUACAAGGCGAUUCAUAUAACUCUUGGGGACGAGAUGAAGGAAUCCAUCUGCAAGUCCAUAACUCUCAGCUUCUCCAACAUCAACAAACUAGCUGUCGGUUAUGACGGGAUGCCUUACAUUUGUUUUGAUACGUUUACUCCGCCGGUUUUCGAAACUUUUGGGUUUCAUAGAUCAUUGACCGGCGAUGAAAAGAGGGAUCGCAAAAGGUACAAGCAUCGUAUUAGCUCCCUUGAUCCAAGACAUGCCUUGGUCGCGCAAUACGCCCAUAAACUGCGAUUGCUUCUCUAUCCAGCUCCCGGCAUUGUUGAGCGCUUUGUCGAGCUUUGCGGAAUAGCAGGAAUCUCACCGUCUCGCAUCGUUCGUUUCAUGCCUCCGAGCCAUCUGCGCAUGGAAGCUUCUAGGCGAUGUUUCUUCGAACAAAAGAAAGUAUGGAGACUGCGAAAACAGAUCGUAGAGUUCAGUUGGCCUGUCGCCUUUCAACUGGAACUCUUGUUACACAACUGUUUACUUCAUACAGAGGAUUUAGACCACUUGAUUCCUCUUGUCAAAGAGACUUGUCUUCGGCGCCCAAGCAAAGACGAUGUUCUCACGGGUAAUCUGCUGCGAAGCUACUCAGAGGCACUCAGCAAUCGUAGUCCUCGUGAGUCGCCUCGAGCCUGCUUCCUUCGCGUCAGACAGCAUUUCACUUUCAAGCAGCAGAAGCUGUCUGCAGGCUAUUUCUUGUGCUGUCAUAUCACCGUCGCUCCGACCCGUAUGAUCCUGGAAGGACCCUAUCACACCCAAUCCAAUCGCAUUAUUCGCAGAUACCCCGGAUUCGAGGAUCAUUUCAUUCGCGUCGAGUUUCGCGACGAAAACAGACUUCCAUACCGGUGGAAUCAAGCUGUAGACAUCACACCAUUUCUCCUUGAGCGGAUAGGCGGGAUCUUGAGGGAAGGGUUCGAGCUUGCGGGACGAAAGUUCGAGUUCUUGGCCUACUCGAGUUCUGCAUUGAAGGAACACUCAGUGUGGUUUAUUAAUCCAUUCGAAUACCAGCAUCCCAACACCAAACAGAUGGCCUGGAUCACAGCCGACAGUAUUCGUAAUACCAUUGGAGAUUUCAAAAGCAAACCGAUCAUGACCAUGCCAUCCAAAUGGGCGGCAAGACUUGGUCAAGCCUUUACUUCGACAAAUCCCUCAGUCACCAUUCGAAGGGAUCAGUGGACUGUAGUGGAGGAUUUGGGUUUGAAGCCAUAUCUGCAUACGGAUGGCGCGGGUACCAUAUCAGAGUCUUUGGGUGAUGAGAUCUGGGAGCGCCUGUGUGAGGGUCGUCGAGAUCACGGAGAAAAUAUGAUUAAACCAUCGGCGUAUCAAAUUCGCUUUUUAGGUUAUAAAGGUGUCGUUGCGGUGGACCCGAGACUCGAUGAUAAUCCCAUUAGGAUGCGACUGAGGCCUAGCAUGGGGAAGUUCGAGAAUUCACAAGCAACGGAAGCGAACAUCGAGAUCGCAAGCUAUUUCAACAAGCCUAUGCGAUCGUAUCUCAAUAGGCAAUUAGUCGUGAUUUUAGAGGACAAACUUGUAAGAAGGGAGGUGUUCCAGGAACUUCAAGAUGACGCAGUAGCCAAAGCUUUAACCAUCAACGACUCAAUGCAACAGUUCUCCAACAUCUUGGAAGAGCAUUCCUUAGGCAACGUCUACCGGUUGUCUUAUAUCAUUUCCCGACUCUCGGCCCUCCGCUUGGAUAUCGCUACCCCCGGGAUCGAUACGCCAUUCCUAAAGGAGUUGCGGGAAGUAGGAAAGAUACAUGUUUUACAAGACAUCAAGUAUAGGGCCAGAAUUCUGGUUCCUGAUAGUUAUCAACUUAUCGGUGUGCCAGAUGAGGGUCCUGCCUAUGUGAAGGCGGGAUGUAAGAACGUGUUCACUCUCAAGAAACGUAACAUAUACGCUUGUAUACAACGCCCCGGCGAAAAGCCUGAGUGGUUUGAGGGCGGGUGUACAGUCUAUCGAAAUCCUCUGACACAUCCUGGGGAUGUUCAGCAAGUGAUAGCUGUAAAACCCCCCGAGAAUAUGUUUUGUGCGUUCGCACAUCUUCGAAACGUCAUGGUUUUCCCAACCGUUGGUGAUCGAUCCUUUCCCUCGAUGUUGGGCGGCGGUGACUUGGACGGUGAUACAUUUAUCAUCAUCCCAAAUGUCAAUUUACAGCCUUCAAGAGUAGAUCCUCCUGCGUCGUAUCCUCCAGGAGAGGAGUACCGAGCUCGGCAUGAUGAUGGAUCACUGAGAGAAUGCGACGUCGAUGAUAUCAUCAAGUUUGUUGUGGAGUAUAUCGAAUUCGACGUUUUGGGCGUCUUGUCUGGUAGACUGAUUAGAAUAGCAGGCAUUUACCACAAGGACUGUGAAACGCUUGCGGCGCUUUGUUCUCAGGCCGUGGAUUAUCCCAAACAAGGAGUGCGUGUAGAGCUCAGAGGUGCUCCCGAUAGGCCCAAGAAACCUGACUGGCAGGCUGGUGAAGCCAUUGAUCCUCGGGUAACGGAUUACUACGAGUCGCAGAGGGCCCUGGGAUUCAUGUACCGCUCUAUUAGCUGGAAAAAUCCGGAGAAACGUCCCGCGUAUACUGCCGAUUCAGACUCUCCUUCCCUCUCAACAGACGCAUUAUCCUUAAAACUUACACCAUCCAUCGAGCAACAUCUCUUCCCGUACACCCCUCCUGAUGGAUCAUCCCACGAAAUCACGACUCUCUUCCACCAAUAUGCCGAUGAACUCCGAUACAUCUGCACCACCCAAGCUCUUGCAAAUACAAAGAUUUCAGAAGCGGAAGUCGUGGUGGGCACGAUGUUAGGUGCACAGGAUAAAGCGAGGAGAGAUCGGAUUUGGCGAAUGAUCGAUCAAGCUUCGCAGGCGGUGAGAGACGUGCGGCAGGGGCUUUUGCCUUAUGAGGAAGAGAAGAUUGUUACGAAAGAGAUGUUCAGGGCAGGCCUGAAGCGUGCAUGGUGCGCUUGGGACUUUAGUUUACGCCAUUCCAGAGAGUUUGGUGCUCUGAGCUUCGGACUGGUCGCUUUGCGGCAGGUUUUUGAGUGUCUGGAGGGGCUCGACGGUGAUGGGCAUAUGAUCCCAACAGAAAGUUACGAGCCUUGAAGAUGACCCGUCUCUCAAAUACAUACACCAUAAGCUUCGGUGCGGGUAGCUGUAUGACGUGGAAUUUCAUAUAACAUCACUAUAGUGGCCUUGGGUUUUCGAACAGCAAUGGAAGGUAUCUAAGAUAUUCAUUGUCUUAGUGCGAUUGCAACGACAUAGAUAAAUAGCAGUAAAACUGGACAUGAACAGUCGGUAGGUAAGAAGAAAUGUUGAAAGUAUGUACUUUUGAUAUGAAUUUCCGGAACCAUAUGUAUGCUAUGUUAUGUACAGCAAC
Messenger RNA from Desarmillaria tabescens, 3907 nucleotides. Its product is annotated as RNA dependent RNA polymerase-domain-containing protein. Gene Ontology annotation, cellular component: nuclear RNA-directed RNA polymerase complex. NCBI's taxonomy places the organism in Eukaryota, Fungi, Basidiomycota, Agaricomycetes, Agaricales, Physalacriaceae. Gene Ontology annotation, biological process: siRNA processing. Bases 1 to 3633 code for a protein of 1210 amino acids. The record is from RefSeq and is a predicted model, not a curated record. Gene Ontology annotation, molecular function: RNA-directed RNA polymerase activity. The transcript is spliced from 12 exons.